GGCUGAUUUUCUUUUUUUGAUUGCUAUACGUUUUGGCAGUAGACUCGUGCCAGUCACCCUGCGUCCGUUAUAUUAGAACAGAGUCCGUCUGCAUCGCGAUCCGCCCUGCUUGAUCGACAUUUCUGCAAGUUUGCCGUUUCGAUUUGAUCCAUGAUGGAGACUCCGGACCGAUAUGACUCGAGCAGUCCUUUCGAGUAUUGCUUCCCGCUUUCCCUAGAUUCACCGACAACGGACGCAUCAGUUUUAUUUGAUAGCGAUGGCUAUUUCGAAGAGCUGCAGAGUGAUUCUCCUUCUGACCGGUACAUACUGGUCACCGGUGGACUGGGCUUCAUUGGCAGUCACACGACUUUGGAACUUCUCAAAGCGAAUUACAACGUUAUCAUAAUAGAUAACCUCAGCAACUCUUUCCUAAGCGUUUUGGAGAGAAUUAACUUCCUGGCGCCCACUUAUCAUGAGCAGAGAGGGACCAAAAUGCCGUUGUUGCGGCUGCAUUCCCACAACUUUCGAGAUCAACGAGCACUGCGGCAGUUGCUUGAAGAGUACCGGAUUCCGUCGGAAACGGGUCAUCCCACGUCCAGAAUUGCCGGUGUCAUCCAUUUUGCUGCCCAUAAAGCAAUCGAAGAGAGUAUCCGGGAGCCGUUGAAGUACUAUGCGAACAACGUAAGCGGACUGAUAGAUUUUGCGGCAACUUUGGGCGAAUUUGGUAUCAAAACGUUCAUCUUUUCUUCCUCUGCCACAGUAUACGGGACCUUGGCGACUUCUGGCCUUCCUCUGAGAGAGGAGCUUUGCGUCCAUAGAGAACAGAUCAUUAGAGACGACGAUGGAGUCGACAGAAUCGCAAAACCCGGUUGCACGGGAAUCACUAAUCCCUAUGGCCGCACGAAAUGGAUGUGCGAGACAAUCCUAGCUGACUUGGCCGCUUCAGACCCUGAAUGGACAAUCGUAAACCUGCGAUAUUUCAAUCCAAUCGGUUGCGAUUCUUCCGGUCUUCUGGGUGAAGAUCCGAAGCAAAUCCCAACGAACCUCCUACCGACUGUUGUCAAGGUCAUCACGGGGCAGUACAAAGAGCUGCAAGUGUUCGGAACAGACUGGGAAACUGAGGAUGGCACCGCCGUUCGUGACUUCAUCCAUGUCACUGACCUUGCCCGAGGACAUAUCGCUGCUCUCAACGCCGCAAAUGACGAUAAACUAAAGGACAACUUCCGGACAUUCAACCUCGGUGCAGGACAUGGCCAUUCCGUGAUGGAAGUGGUAAGCGCCAUGGAGGAGGUCUCUUCCAAGCAUAUUCCGGUGAGGGCUACCGGGCGGCGCCCUGGGGAUGUUGGCUCAUGUGUUGCUGUGGCCAGCAGGUCUCACGAGGAGCUUGAUUGGAGGACAGAGAAGACGUUGAGAGACGCGUGCUCGGAUAUCUGUCAUUUCUUGAAUGUUAGUGGUCUGUCUUCAUAGGUCAAUAUGGUGGCCAGGCCUCUGAAGAGAAAGUGCAUUGCAAUUGGGCGGCAUUUUGAUUAUUUUGUUGUUUUUUAAUUGCAUGGCGUUGGAGCGUGUAUGAUAUAUGUAUCCUUAAUGCCCUGAAUUCGAUACACCACAUAUAUAUAUUCACCUGAUCUGUA
This is a messenger RNA of Aspergillus glaucus CBS 516.65, 1610 nucleotides long. Its product is annotated as NAD-dependent epimerase/dehydratase family protein. Lineage: Eukaryota; Fungi; Ascomycota; Eurotiomycetes; Eurotiales; Aspergillaceae. Gene Ontology annotation, molecular function: UDP-glucose 4-epimerase activity. The record is from RefSeq and is a predicted model, not a curated record. Gene Ontology annotation, cellular component: cytosol. Gene Ontology annotation, biological process: beta-D-galactose catabolic process via UDP-galactose, Leloir pathway. The transcript has a single exon. Bases 154 to 1446 code for a protein of 430 amino acids.